UUAUUUUUUAAAACUCCCUCGCCAUUUCCCCUCGCAUUUUCAAUACCCUCCUCCUUCUCGCUCUAUCUUCUAAUUAUUUUCAUUCCAAUUUCAAAGCUAACAUUUUUCUUCUCUCUCGCUCAUAGCUUAAUGGCGUCAGAAUCAGAAACAAACUCAGUAGAAGAAGAAGAAGAAGAAAAAUACCAGCAAGACCAGGAAGCAGCCAUUGAUGCACCUGCACAUCACCCGUCUGCUCCUCCCGAUGAGUUAUUUGACAUUUCAACUACAGUUGAUCCUAGUUAUAUUAUAUCUUUGAUACGAAAACUUAUUCCAACUGGUUUGGGAAAUGAUCGCAACACUCGUGGAGUUAAUACUGGUGAUGCCACUUGUUAUGGAUCGAGUGCUGAUUACAUGGAAGAGUGUGGACCCUCUCAGUCUAGAGAUCAAGUUCCAGACUCAUUCAAUGAGACUGAGAAUAUGCACACAGUAAGUGGUUCGGAUACUUGUCAAGAUGGAGACAAACAGGAUUCAUCCUUUAGAUGUGAACAGCCAUGUGUGCCAACAGGAGAAGAGGCUUGGGAAGAGCAUGGAUGCGUAUUGUGGGAUCUUGCUGCGAGUAAAACUCAUGCAGAACUUAUGGUGGAAAACCUUAUACUUGAAGUGCUUUUGGCUCAUCUUGCAUUUUCACAGUCAGUGAGAAUCACGGAGAUCUGCCUGGGCAUCAUUGGGAACCUUGCCUGCCAUGAAGUUCCAAUGAAGCACAUAAUCUCUACUAACGGACUGAUUGAGAUAAUUGUUGACCAGUUGUUUUUGGAUGACACCCAAUGCUUAUGUGAAGCUUGUCGGUUGUUAACUUCGGGUCUUCAAAGUGGCAAGUGCAACACUUGGGCCGAGGCAUUACAGUCUGAACAUAUUUUGGGGCGCAUUAUGUGGGUUGCAGAAAAUACCUUGAAUGCACAGCUUUUAGAAAAGAAUGUGGGAUUAUUAUUAGCUAUACUUGAAAGUCAGCAGGAAGCUUCAUCUGUUCAUCUUCUGUCUCUGAUGAAACUGGGUUUGCCAAGUCUAUUGGUAAAUCUACUUGCUUCUGAAAUGAGCACAUUAAGAGGGGAAAGAGUACCUGAAAGGUAUGGUGUUCUUGAUGUAAUUCUUCAUGCAAUUGAAACUCUUUCAACUUUAGAUGGCCAUUCCCAAGAAAUUUGCUCUAACAAGGAACUCUUUCAACUAGUUUGUGACCUGAUCAAACUCCCUGAUAAAGUUGAGAUUGCCAGCUCUUAUGCAACUGCUUCAGUUUUACUUGCAAAUAUUCUGUCUGAUGUACCGGAUCUUGCUUCGGAGAUAUCACAGGAUUUUAUGUGUUUACAGGGUUUGCUUGACAUAUUUCCUCUUGUCUCGGAUGAUGUGGAAGCACGUAGCGCACUGUGGAGCAUUAUUGCAAGGUUACUGGUUCGUGUAAAGGAAAAUGAGAUGAGCCUAUCAAUUCUGCAUCAGUAUGUGUUGGUUCUAGUAAGCAAAACUGACAUAAUUGAAGAUGAUCUUCUUGACCGACAAUUAGAUAAUCUCAAUGAAGAAUGCAAGAGUUCGACCAGUUCCAGUAUAAAAUUUGAUACUAGAAGUAUAGCCCUUCGAAGAAUAGUCAGUAUUUUAAAUCAGUGGACAGCAUCAAAGGUCAGUCACAAAACAGAUGAUGUGAGGGAAGAACAUUGUGCAAUUGAGGUAAAUAUCGGUGGACUGUUGGAUUGUUGUUGUAAACAUAUAAAGUAGGCUCUCUCUCUCUCUCUCUCUCGCAGUGAUACUCGUAGGGAAGCCUCACCCAGUUUUGAUCCUUGAGUGUACGUUUAACUUGAUUAGUAAUGUAUUUUGUAAAGGCUUCAACACGUUUUUUGACGUUGAUUUUUCAAUUUACUAUUUGUAUUUAUAUGGAUUUAAUUGUUUCA
Molecule: messenger RNA, 1913 nt
Organism: Manihot esculenta (cassava)
Lineage: Eukaryota; Viridiplantae; Streptophyta; Magnoliopsida; Malpighiales; Euphorbiaceae
Exons: 10
Coding region: 130-1740 (536 amino acids)
Source: RefSeq, a predicted model, not a curated record